Rhinocladiella mackenziei CBS 650.93 is the source of this 1716-nucleotide messenger RNA. RefSeq lists its product as uncharacterized. The coding region runs from base 1 to 1716 and encodes 571 amino acids. The record is from RefSeq and is a predicted model, not a curated record. Lineage: Eukaryota; Fungi; Ascomycota; Eurotiomycetes; Chaetothyriales; Herpotrichiellaceae. The transcript is spliced from 2 exons.
AUGAAGCUGCCUACCACUCGGCUGCUUCUGAUCCCGCUGGCUAUUGUCGUGGGGGGGAUCGCCAUCUUUCUGACCAUUUCACACGUCAUCAUUCCUUUAUUUUUAUGGUUUUCUCCGACUUUAAACCCGUACUUGUAUGACUGGGGCUUGUAUGGGGCUUUCCCAUCCCAGACAUUUAUAACAAAUGGCUUCGCAUCGCCACGGAUAGUCACGAUAAAGGAGGAGGGUGGCUGCGAUGGAGGACUGGUUUUCCUCACGAUCCAGGGGGACUCGGUACGGCAGGGGGGGCCGGCGAUAUUCAAUUCCAAGAAUCAACUGGUGUGGGCGACGACAGAUUAUAAAUACACGAUGAAUUUUCAACCUCAGCUCUAUCAGGGUAAGCAGUAUUUGACCUUUUGGUCAGGAAGGAAGGAAGGCACUUUGGGGUUGGGCUCGUAUUAUAUGCUGGACGAGUCGUACCGAGUGGCACACGAAGUUUCCGCCGUGGGAGACAACCUCCAUGGCGAUCUCCACGAAUUUAAAAUCACCCAGGACGACACCGCGCUCAUGACCUUUUACAAUGUCACCCCGGCGGAUCUAUCUUCGUUGGGCAAAUUUUCCAAUGGUUGGCUCAUCGACAGCGGCUUUCAGGAAGUCGACAUUGAGACCGGCAAUCUCCUUUUCGAGUGGAGAGCCUCGGAUCAUUUCCAAGUCUCGGAAACUUUCAUGACCAACCCAUUCGGUGGAUAUAUCAAGAGCAUCCCCUUUGACUUUUUCCACAUCAACAGCGUCGACAAGGACUCGCAAGGAAACUACCUAAUUUCGUCCCGUCAUACGCACACCAUCACCUGCAUCAGCCCCAAAGGCGAGACUCUAUGGAUUCUUGGGGGGGAGCGGAACCAAUUCGAGGAUCUUUCCGGAGGAGAUGCGCUGAAUUUUAGAUGGCAGCACGACGCGAGAUGGGUGUCCGAGGAAGAGGGAAUCAUCACUCUCUUUGACAAUAAGGAAGCGGGCCCGUUACAUGUCGACGGUCCAUACAGCCGAGGCAUGAUGUUGAAGCUGGAUAUCGCCCACAAGACAGUGACGCUCUUGCAUGAUUAUGUCUCUCUGCAACAAGGUCGGGCACCUUCGCAGGGAUCCGUACAGUUUCUUCGGGAGAAAAAUCACGUGUUCGUCGGAUGGGGCCAUUACCCGGCACUUAGCGAAUUCGACGCGGACGGAAACCUGCUGUGUGAGACGCAUUAUGGUGCAUCGAGACUCCAUUUCUUUGGACGGGUUGUGUCCUAUCGAGCCUUCAAGAACUCAGACUGGGUGGGAAAACCCCUCGAUCCUCCCGUGGCCAAGAUCCAGGAUCAAACACUUUUUGUCAGCUGGAACGGUGCGACAGAGGUAUCGGCCUGGACCCUGCAAGGAGCGGAGGCCCAAGAUGGCGAAAACGAAUUUAUCGACCUCGAUAUUGUUGACAAAGACGAGUUCGAAGAGAGCUUUGAUCUGAGCUCAUUAACGGGAUAUUCUCGUUUCCGUGUGGCUGCUCUGGACAAGAAUGGCCAAUUACUUGGACUCUCGCCAGUGGUCACUCCUCAAAGGGAAGGGGGCUGGUGGAGCUUUUUGUUGGUGGUAUUUUUAUGGGCACUUGUCAUCCGAGCGGGUUGGUCGGGAUACAAAUGGCUCUCCAAUAGGAGCGAUAGAAUCGGGCUGAGCUGGAAGGGGUAUUUGCCAUUGAGGAAUUCAGCAUGA